Molecule: messenger RNA, 4449 nt
Organism: Danio rerio (zebrafish)
Lineage: Eukaryota; Metazoa; Chordata; Actinopteri; Cypriniformes; Danionidae
Source: RefSeq, a predicted model, not a curated record
ACAACGCCAUUUUCACCUCGCACAGCUCUAGUCAGAUGCGUCUGUGCAUUCAGUUGUUAUUGCAUACACAACCGUGCCACAUUAUGACGACGUGAAUAUUAACGUAAUGUUUCUGCGCCACUCAGUGAUUUGAGUCCGUGCUGGUGGAAUCGGACUGUGAAUCAGCUGCAGGAACUUUCCCUGUCGAUCUCCGGAAGACUGGAGAGAGACGUAACCAACCCGGCUGCCUGAUUUUAGCCCCAAACCAUACAAAUCAGCCUGCUGAGCUAGAUAUCGACUUGAGUUUCGUGGUGGGACACAGAAGAGCAAUCCCUGUUACGGUUGUGGGGGAUCUGGAUCUUCCGCAGAACGGAUGCGUGAGGAUAUGUCGAGCGUGCUGUGUGUGAAGGAGACGGAGGGCCAGGGGGACCUCGGUGAAAAGCUAUCCCAGGAUGAGCUGCUAUGUCGGACGCGCGAGGUCAUGCAGGGGCUGGAGGCGCUCCGUGCUGAACAUCAGGCCAUUUUGGAGGGGCUGAUGGGGACCUUGCGCUGCCUCAAACAGAGCCAGGAGGGGCGUGCUGUUGAGGAGAAGACUGCAAUGAUCCAACGCUCAAUGGAGAUGCUGGAGCUGGGCCUCAGUGAAGCACAGGUGAUGAUGGCUCUGUCAGGGCAUCUGAGUGCAGUGGAGGCAGAGAAACAGAAGCUUCGAGCACAGGUACGGAGGCUGUGUCAGGAGAACCAGUGGCUGCGGGACGAGCUGGCAGGAACCCAGCAGCGGCUGCAGAAGAGCGAGCAAAGUGUGGCUCAGUUGGAGGAGGAGAAGAAACACUUGGAGUUCAUGAACCAGCUCAAGAAAUAUGAUCAAGAUCUUAGCCCAUCAGAUGAUAAGGACUCUGAUUCCAGCAGGGAGACACUGGAUGAUCUUUUCCCAGAUGAGCAGGAUGAGCCUGGACCUGGCAUCCAGCCUCCUCACAGCAGUGCAGUGGCAGCAGCUCAGCAGGGUGGUUAUGAGAUCCCUGCUCGUCUUCGAACCCUUCACAACCUGGUGAUCCAGUAUGCCUCACAAGGCAGGUAUGAGGUGGCCGUUCCUCUCUGCAAACAGGCUCUUGAAGAUCUGGAGAAAACAUCUGGACACGAUCAUCCCGAUGUAGCCACCAUGCUUAACAUUCUCGCUCUCGUCUACAGGGACCAGAAUAAAUAUAAAGAGGCAGCAAACCUUCUUAAUGAUGCACUGGCAAUCAGAGAGAAGACUUUGGGCAGAGACCACCCUGCGGUGGCUGCCACACUGAACAAUUUGGCUGUUCUUUAUGGCAAACGAGGGAAGUACAAGGAAGCAGAGCCUCUGUGUAAAAGAGCCUUGGAAAUCAGAGAGAAGGUGCUGGGGAAGGACCACCCUGAUGUUGCCAAACAGCUAAAUAAUCUGGCCUUACUGUGUCAGAACCAAGGCAAGUAUGAAGAAGUGGAGUACUACUACCAGAGGGCCCUGGAGAUCUAUCAGACCAAACUGGGCCCCGAUGACCCCAAUGUGGCCAAGACCAAAAACAACCUGGCUUCAUGCUAUCUGAAACAGGGAAAAUUUAAGCAGGCAGAGACUCUAUAUAAAGAGAUCCUCACCCGAGCCCAUGAGAGAGAAUUUGGUUCUGUUGAUGAUGAAAAUAAACCCAUCUGGAUGCAUGCUGAAGAAAGAGAAGAACAGAGCAAGAUCAAGCAGAAGGAUGGGACUCCAUUUGGAGAAUAUGGUGGAUGGUACAAGGCCUGUAAAGUAGACAGCCCAACCGUGACAACGACACUGAAGAAUCUUGGAGCUCUUUACAGGAGACAGGGCAAGUUUGAGGCUGCUGAGACUCUGGAGGAGGCGGCUUUGCGCUCCAGAAAACAGGGUCUGGACACAGCUCAUAAGCAGCGUGUUGCAGAGGUGCUGGGAGACCCUGAAGUACGAGAGAAACAGAGGAGUCGUGAGAGCCUGACCUCUGACACGGUGAAGUACGAGAGUGGCCCUGACGGUGGAGAGGAAGUGAGUAUGAGCGUGGAGUGGAAUGGGGUGUAACUUCAGAUGCCUUGUUGUGGUUGUUGAACUUACCUUCUGCAUGAUGGACGCCAUCCUCACUCCCUCUCCAGCUUUGCUGUUUUGCGUCUCCUCUCUCCGAACAGCACCUUUCCUCCUUCUCCUCCUCCUGUGGGCAUAAUUGGGCUAAAGCAGACCUAAGAGGGCCAUGUUCUGUGGCUUUCCCUUCUAUGUCAAAAGUUGAACUAAGUCUCCCUUCUAUCACUAUAAUAAUCUGUCAGUCUGUAAUAUGUCAGUAGAAGAUCUCUUCUUGCCUGUCGGUCUCUGUUUGUCUGGUCAUCAUGUCUGUUUGUCUCUAAUUAACUUCCUGUUGAACUCUUAUCAAGUUAUUCUGCUGUAUAAAGCACUCUCUCUCUCUUAUUUAACAUUCCAUUUUUUUCUGCUCAAAUACUCCAAAGCGACUAUCCUUGAUUUUCCUUCCCAUCUCUAACACUGAUUGGAAUUUUCAUCUCCGCUUUGAGUGAGAAUUCUCUUGUUAAGAAUGAAAAUUCUCUUAUUUCAAAGAAUGAAUGAGAAUUCUCUUGUCAAGUUCUGCUCCUGAAGUUGUUCCAAACCUGCUUGCUGUUCACUAAUCUGUAAUAGAGAACUGGAUUGCUCCUGUGCCUUUUCGACCGUUCACUUGUGACACAUUGAUAGUUUUCUUUAGCAAAUAUACAUAAACAUGUUGUACACCAAACAUGUCAAAAAGCUUUUAUUUACACAAAUUUAAGCAAAUUAAUUGAUUUGAGUCAAUCCCAUCUCACUGAUUAGAUAUGUUUUGUAUGUGCACUUACAAUAAAGCCUUUAUCUGAUUUGGUUUAUAGUGCAUUGUUAAAAUUAGGUGUUUGUUUGGUCAAGUAAGUUACAUGGUUUGAAAAUUCAUAUGAUGCCAAUACAGUUCAAGCAACAUGACAGUAAAUUAAUGAAUGGAGUUGUAUUUGGCUCUGUUACCUGUUUUAAAAAAGAAGCACUGCUUCCAUCUAUGACUGUCAGGUGGUUUUGCUAUUGUAGUAGAUUAUAUAUCACAGUAUAUUAUUAGUUUAUGAUAAAUUUUUUAGCUAUUACUACUCACUUCUAAGGAAAGAAAGAGUAUAUUUGCACACAAAUGACAAAAUAAGCUUGAAGAGAACCUGAACAGAUUUUCCUCAUCCUUUAUUAAACGUGUCAGACUUGUAACUGUACACCGGGUCAUUUUUGAAGCAGAGCGACUAGUCCCAGUAGCGUAGACAUUGUAACUCUAUGUCAGUAUGGCACAGUAAGAUGGCGGAUGCAAGACUUCCGGUGGUUUCUGAGCAAUCCAGUAAUUCUUUAUAGAUCAGUGCUGCUGUCAUUUUCUCCUAAGAAUACAUGUUGAAUUUUAACAAUUAAUAGUGGGUGUGCUAUUAUAGCAAUAGAAUAUAAAUACUUGUAUGGUAUUUUUAAUUCAGACAGUCUGUGAUGAAAAUAUUAGAAAAAAGAAAAUACACUUUCACUUUUGGAAUGACAUAAGAUGGUUCUCGGAAGGUGAAGCUUAAGAAUAAACUAUAGUCAGAGUGGUCCUUUAAUUUAAUAGACAUUAAAGCAAACUUUGCUCCUCUCCUAAAGUAAUGUUCCAUAUUCAGUACAAGUUGAGCUCAACAGCAUUUUUGAUAAUGUCAAUAACCACAAAAUAUCAUGUUGUGUCUGAAAUAAUAAUAAAAACAACAACAAAAAUCUGUUGUUUUUCUGAAUUUACAGAAAUACUUGCAUUUUUAAACGUCAGUUUUGUGGUAGCACUAAAUCUGUAUCUUCUGGGAAAAAAAUCACACCCACUACCAGUAAUUCUAAAUAAAGUUAAAUGUUUAGAAACAUCGUAUUUUAGCCCCCUUCAAUCCACAACAAAUUAUGUGUUAAGCAAAGAAUUUUGGAUUACGCUGAAAAAACAAACACAUUUUGUUAAAAUUAUGUUACAAAGUUAUAUAUUAAAUAUAUUAAUAAAUCGCUUGAGUCCAUUAUGUAUGGAACAUUUUGCCACAAAUGCUGUGAAAAGCAUAUCUUGUAUUGACUGACAUUUUAAUCUUAUGCAGGACUUGUGACACUAGUUGUUUUGGUUUUCAUUGGUUCCUCUCAAUUUCUUGUAAUGCAGGGGACUUUAGAACGGCUCUUUCUCUAAAUGAAGCCUCUCUAUCACACUUUUUGUAUAGUGCAUUAAUGUGGCAUGGUGUUGUUGUUCAGCUUCUGUAUAAACCAAAUCCUGGUUUUCACGCACUUUCAUAUUGUUCAUUAUUGUGAGACCCUUGUAUGUACACUAGUUGAACACUAGCGAAAGAGAUGAGUAACGGGAUGAUUAGAAGCAUGUCUGUAGAAUCUAAUGUUCUUGUUUUUUUUUCCUACUAACAUGUUCACUGGUGUUUUGCUGCAUCUUUUGUCUUUCAUAACUUCUAAUAAAACUGACUUCGCUCACCAGA